CAGUAAAUUGUAAUUUAUUUAUAAUUUUUUUUAAUUAAUGAAUUGCCACUGACAAUAUUAAUUUUUAAAAACUAUACAUUUGAAGACAAUUCGUUGUAAUUAACGUGUACCUAUAAAUUAUUAAAUGAAUAUUUUACGCGAUCGAACAUUCUACGUUCUAUGAAAAUUCUCGAUUUCCUGUACGCAACAAUGCGCAACGAUUGAUUACCUAACAUAUUAUAAUAAAUUAAAUAAUAAAAUAAUAACAAAAUAAUAAAAUCAACGACUACUACGGUAUUAUAAAAUAGUCUUCCAGCAUUUAUUCCUGGAGGAUAUAUUUGCAGUUAAACAAAAACUGUAAAAUAGCAUUAUGUAAACACGGAAUCCGAAUAAGUGCACUCGUGUUUUGCAUGUCGGUUAGACACGGUUAACCCGAUGCAUAUUGAAUUUUCUAACUAUAAUCUAGUAUCGUCGAACAGUUAUUACGAAAAUAGCGUGCGUUUGUUGUUGGUCCUAGUUCGAUAUUUUUUCGUACAUAUAAUAUUUUAAUUACAAUACCUAUGUAUUUUAUUGUUGUUUAUUAUUUUAUUGUAAAUUAAACUCGAUACGUGCAAGUUUCGGUAACACAAUCGUUAAGUUUUAUUUUUAUGGGAAAACAUCAGAGAUAUUCAAGCUGUGCAAGUCCAUCGUCACGCGGUUUGUGUUCGUAUACGUUGUGAAGAAUUGUUUCGUCGAAAUAAAUAAUUUCGUUCGCGUAGAUUACAUUCAUAAUUAUGUACCUGUCUAUCAAAAAUUAAAUGAAAAUAAUUUCUUUAUAUUUUCCUAAAUUAAAAAUUGAGUAAGUAUCAAAUCUUCUCAGUCUGCGCAAUAAAUAUAUAUAUUAUAUUGAUCUGAUAGUAAAAAACUUCCUUACCGCGUGUCGUGCGUGCCCUGCCCUCCCUACCCUCGCCAUCUAUUUCGUAAUGAUGGCUCCGAGAAAAUACGCAUCGUCGAAGCCACUGAACGAUGAACUCGUCCGCCGUUUUCAAUAUUGGAAGUCCGCACCGGAAUACAAGGCUUGCUACACUACUGGGACAAAAAUCUGGAUCCCUUGCCAUUCAGAAGUAUGGCAAACAGCAGAGAUAAUAGAGGCAUAUGAUGGACAUAAAUUAACAGUAAGAAAAAUUAAAUCAAGAGAUGAACAAGUCAUUAAGAUAUCUUCAGAUGAAGAACUUCCACCUCUUCAGAAUCCUGAUAUACUUCUCGGAGAAAAUGAUCUGACUUCAUUAUCAUACCUACAUGAACCAGCUAUUCUGUACAAUUUAUAUUGUAGAUUUGUUCAAAGUCAUGCAAUUUACACUUAUUGUGGUAUUGUCUUAGUUGCUAUUAACCCUUAUAAAGAUCUUGAUAUCUAUGGCAUUGAUACAAUGAUGGCAUACAGAGGUCAAACAAUGGGCAGUUUAGAUCCCCAUGUAUUUGCUGUUGCAGAACAAGCAUUUAAUAAAAUGGAGAUAGAAAACAAUAAUCAGAGUAUCAUAGUUUCUGGUGAAUCUGGUGCAGGAAAAACAGUUUCUGCUAAGUAUGCAAUGAGGUAUUUUGCUACGAUUAGUGGAUCUGAAACUGAAACUCAAGUUGAGAAGAAAGUUUUGGCCUCUAGUCCCAUAAUGGAGGCUAUUGGAAAUGCCAAAACAACUAGAAAUGAUAAUUCAUCUCGUUUUGGAAAGUAUAUUGAACUUCAUUUUAAUGAUCGGAAUCACAUAACAGGGGCCAGUAUGCGAACAUAUCUACUUGAAAAGUCUCGUGUUGUACACCAAGCCGUUGACGAACGAAAUUAUCAUAUAUUUUAUCAAUUAUGCUCUUCUCGUGAAACAUUCCCUCAUUUACAACUAGGUGAUUCGGAAGAAUAUAUUUAUUUGGCUUCCCAACCAAGUAGUGAUAAUGACCGUCAAAGUUUUUUUGAGACAGUCAAUGCUCUUAAUACAUUAGGAUUUUCCCAGGAAGACCAAGAUCUUAUGUGGAAAGUAUUAGCAAGUAUUUUACAUCUUGGUAAUAUUGAAAUUGCUGACAAAACUCAAAAAAAUCCUGGAGAUAGUGAUUCGUGUUAUAUAUCGUUGAAAGAUCCUAGUUUAGAAAUAGUUUCAACUUUACUAGACAUCAAUAAAGGAGAACUUCAAAAAUGGCUAUGUUAUCGUAGAAUUGUCAGCAUGAAAGAAACUUAUGAAAAACCAAUGACUGCAGUUGAGGCAUGUGGAGCCCGUGAUGCUUUAGCCAAACACAUUUAUGCUUCAUUAUUUCAAUGGCUGAUAUCAAUAAUGAAUAGAACAAUGUGUGAAACUUCGCCAUCGACUAAUUGUCCAAUAAUUGGUGUCUUGGACAUAUAUGGUUUUGAAAUGUUUGAACUAAACAGCUUUGAACAAUUUUGUAUCAAUUACGCCAAUGAAAAACUUCAACAGCAAUUUAAUUUACAUGUAUUCAAACUUGAACAAGAAGAAUACGGAAAAGAAGGAAUUGAAUGGAAGUUCAUUGAUUUUUAUGAUAACCAACCUUGCAUUGAUCUGAUUGAAUCUAAGUUAGGUAUACUUGAUCUUCUUGAUGAAGAAUGUCGAAUGCCUCAAGGAUCAGACGCAUCUUGGACUCAAAAACUAUAUACCAAAUGUAUUAAAUGGGAUAGGUUUUCAAAACCUAAAUUUGCUGGAAGCGCUUUCACAAUUAAACAUUUCGCUGGUGAUGUUGAAUAUUAUUCUGAUGGAUUUUUGGAUAAAAAUAAAGACACAGUUUUUGAAGAUCAAGUUAAUGUAUUGAGAAAUGGGAAAAAUGCUAUGUUACGUACAAUAUUUAUGGUAGAAAGUUCAAUUGAUCGCAGGCUUAGUGUCCCAGAUCGUAAAGCCAAUAUUCUUACAACUCCAAAAUCAGCCACAAUUGGAGCAACUUCAAAAUCUCGAAUGUUGACUCCUAUGAGACCAAUAUGUGCAACCAUAGGUUCACCUACACAUUCUAAACAAAAUAAGAAAACAGUUGGUUCACAGUUUAGAGAUUCACUUAAUGCCCUCAUGACAACACUUAAUGAUACUACCCCACAUUAUAUAAGGUGUGUUAAACCAAAUGAUAGCAAGUUACCAUUUGUGUUUGAGCAUCAACGAGCUGUUGAUCAAUUGCGAGCAUGUGGUGUGUUAGAAACAAUACGUAUUAGUGCUGCUGGCUUUCCUUCUAGAUGGACCUAUGUAGAUUUCUUCUUAAGAUAUCGCGUAUUAUUGAAAUCAAAGAAAAUUAAUAGAGAUGAUCCUAAAUUAACUUGUCAACGAAUUGUUGAAGAACAUAUUAAAACUGAAGACAACUAUAAGUAUGGUAAUACAAAAAUUUUCUUCAGAGCUGGUCAAGUUGCAUUCUUAGAAAGAAAACGGGCUGAUAGACGUAAAGAUUGCAGCAUACUCAUUCAAAAAACUUGGCGAAAAUACAUAUGCCAAAAAAAAUACUUACAAAUUCGAAAUAGUGCAUUAUUAAUUCAGCGAUAUGGAAGAGGUUGCCUAGAUAGACGGUUAGCAACACAUUUACGAAGAACCAAAGCUGCUACUAAAAUUCAAAAGGUUGUACGAAUGUGGUUAUGUCGUAAAAAGUAUUUACAGUUACAAGCAGCAUUACUUGUUUUGCAACGGUAUUAUCGUGGCUACAAAGCUAGAAAAUUUACUUUAGAAUUACGGCGAAACAAUGCUGCUGUGCGUAUUCAAUCAAUAGUUCGAAUGUGGUUAUGUUAUCGUCAAUAUCAUGAUACAUUAGAUAAAAUUAUUAAAGUCCAGUGUUGCAUUAGGAGAUGGUUUGCAAGAAGAUGCCUAAAAGCAUUAAAGAAAGAAGCCCGAUCAGUAGCUCAUGUGACCAAGUUAAAUAAAGGCUUAGAAAACAAGAUCUAUAUGAUGCAACAAAAAAUCACAGAAUUAAACAACCAAUUGUCUUCAACUAAGUCAUUACAGACUGAACUACUAGAAACUAAGCAAAAAUUAAUAGAGCAAAAACAAAUUGCUUCAGAAUUAAAUAUUGCUAAAAAACAUGCUCAGCAAAUUCAAACUAAGUUUAAUACUUUACAAAUAGAUUAUGAAUCACAGAAAAAAAUUACUGAGAACAUGAUUGAAUCCUGUAAUGAAAAAUGUAAAAACGCUGAACAAAACCUUUUGGAAGCACAAAAAGUUAUUGCUGCAUUAGAAUCUAAUAUACUACUUUUAAAGCAUGAAAAUGAAAACAAUUUAAUAGAAAUUCAAGAGAGUUGGAACACUAAAUUUGACAGUGAAGUUUUAAAAUUUCAACAUGAAAUUGAAGCAGAAAAGAGUAAAUAUCAAAAAUUAUUAUCAGAAAAACGUUCGGUUGAAGAAAAGUUAGAAACGUUUGAACAACAAGAUAUUAAUAUGUGUAGCGAUGGCUUACAUAGAAAUAAAUUUGAUUUAAGUUUUCCAUCUUACCAAGAAAAUGGGUACACAACUCAAGGUGUUAAAAGUAAUAAUUUAGAAAGUGGUGAUUUUAUAAAUCUUCAAAAAACUUUAAAAACUGUUCAAAUGGAAAAAGAUAUGUUAUUAAAAAAAAUAGAAAAUGAUAAAUUAAUUCGAGACCAUUCUAGUGAUAAUGAUAUUUCUCGAUUAAAAGAACAGAAUAACUUACUGCGGCAAAACUUAAAUUCCCUCCGUGAAGCAACAGAAUCAUCAGACAACAAUAAUUUCAUCGUCGCUGAUGAUUUAACUCGACAAUUAGAAACAUUGCAAGAUGAAUUAUUCAAAAAGAAAUCAGAAUGUGUUCGAUUACAAAACCGUCUUGAUGAUACAGCUGAAUCAUUACGUAAGAUUGUUGACUAUGAAACAACAACUUCAUCCUUAACUGAAGAUAGAGAGUUGAAUCAAGCAAUGGAUGCUCAAAAAGCUAUUAAUCGACAUAUUUUAGAAGAGUUCCAAGCAGAGAAAGAAAAAUGGAAAGAAGAAAAAGAAAAUAUGUCCAGUCAACUUGUUAAGUUACUAGAUGAAAAUGAAAAACAACAAGAACUUUUAGUUAUUGAGUUUGAUAAGAAUCCACAAUGUGAUGCUAUUUUGCAAUCAGAUAUGAAUAAACUCAAUUAUGAUAAUUUAAAAUUGCAACAAAAAUAUGAUGAACUUCUGCGAAAGUAUGUGGCGUUGCGAAACGAUAUGUUGUUGGAAGGAAAAGAAAAUUCAACUAUUAAUUUUGAUGUAGUAUUAGACAAUGACAAUUUUGCUAAUAGCACAACUAUUUCUAACAAUGAUGGAACAGUUAUAGCUAAAAAAAAAAAUCGUUCAGAAUUUAUGGGAAUGUUUGAAUGCUCCAUAGACGAUGAUCCAGUUGUAGCCCGAAAUUUAAUUAUUGAGUUAAGACCUGAAACCGCAUUGAAGUUAUUACCAGGUUUACCAGCAUAUAUUUUGUUCAUGUGUAUACGUUACUAUGAUUUUACAAAAGAAGAAAAAAGAAUUGGAUUGUUUUUAACAAAUGUGGCAAAAAACCUACAAAAAGUAAAAAAACGUCAACAUCAAGACACCAUGAUUUUAUGGCUUUCAAACACAAUGAGACUAGUGCAUAUUCUUAAACAAUACAGUGGAGAACCAGCCUUUGCUAAUGAUAAUACAUCUAAGCAAAACUCUCAAGCACUACAAAAUUUUGAUUUAGCAGAUUAUCGUCAAGUAUUUAGCGAUCAUGCUGUGAUACUUUACCAAGAUUUAGUGAUGAAAAUGCAAGAGAGGAUAAGAACAUUAAUAGUUCCAGCUCUAUUAGAGCAUGACUCGCUUGGUAUUGAUAUUGGUAGAAACAUGAGACGUAGUUUAGGUUCAUUAAAAUCAAAUCAAUCACUUUCUAGUCCAACCACAAUUACUUUGGAAAAUGAAUUAAAUACUAUGUACAGUCAAUUAUUGGUUCAUGAGAUUGACCAAGAAGUUAUUGUACAAAUAUUCAAACAACUUUACUAUUUCAUGUGCGCCACUGCAUUAAAUAAUCUAUUAUUACGUAAGGAUUUGAGUUACUGGGCGAAAGGCAUGCAAAUUCGAUUCAAUUUAUCACAUAUUGAACAAUGGAUAAGAGAUAAAAUACUUUAUCCACAAGAUAUUGUUAAUACAUUAUUGCCAAUUAUUCAAGCAUCACAACUAUUACAAGCAAGGAAAACUGAGGAUGAUGUUAACAGUAUAUGUGAAAUGUGUGAUAAAAUGAAUGCAAAUCAAAUUAUCAAACUUCUGACAUCAUUUAAGCCUACUGAUGAUUGUGAGGAACGUAUAUCUAUGGAUUUCAUUAGGAAAGUUAAGGACAAGCUAGAAGAACGGCCAGAAUGCCAAGAUAAGGAAAAAUUAUUAAUGGAUACUAAGUAUGUUUACCCAAUCACAUUUCCAUUUCAUCCAUCCAAUAUAAGACUAGAAGAUAUAGAAUUACCAGAAAAUCUUAAUUUAACUAUGUUAAAAAAGAUUUAAUUAAUUUUGCAUUUAUCUCUUUAAGAAGAUAUUCAUUUUUUCAUACAUUUCUAAAUAUUCAAUCAAAUAAGAAUAUUUAACUAUAUAAAUAUACUUAUUAUUUUGGAUUUUAAAAAACAAGGCUGUGAAAAAUCAAAAUCAAUUUUAUUAUAUUUCUUAAUCAUAAUCUAUUGUAAUUUUUUAACUCGAACAAAAAAUGUAUCUCUAAUCAUAAAGAACUAGAAUUAAUGUCUUUUAUAUAUAAAAAUUAAUAUUAUAAUGUUGUAAUAAUUAUUAUUAUUUAAAAUUCUAUUAACUUGUUGAAAAUGUAAUUGUUAAAAAUUAUAGAUAGUUUUAUUUUAAUCUGUUUAGGUAUUACUACAGCUUUUUUACAAAAUGUGUUUUAAUAAUGCUAUGACAUAACUUUGAAUUUGUAUUUGUAUAUGUUAUACAAUGAAUUUCUCUAUACAGUUUUCCUCAUUUAGAAUGAGAUCAGAAAGAUCAUUAAUAUGGUUUAUGAUACUUAUUUCUACUACUAAAUUCAUAAUUUACAAGAAUUCAUUAUAAGGAAGCUAUGGGUUUCUAACCUCAUGGAAAAUGCAACAAAAAACAUUGCAUUUUUUCGUUAUACAACAUGUUUUUUUGACCCCCAUACAUAAGACAUAUUAAUGUCAAAAAUGGGUUGUAAGUUUUAAAUUGUUGAGGAAAAAUGUAUAAAAAGAUGCAUAUGUGAUAAAUACCGGCUAUUGUCUUUUGAUAACACAAUUACAACUUAUAUUUUUAUUUUAAAAUAUUUGCAUAUUAAAUACAUAAAUUAUCUAAUUAUAAAAAAGAAUUCUAAAGUUAACUUUAUUGCCAUAUAUUUUUUAAUGAAUUAAUUUAUAUUUAUUACUUAAGUGAAAUGUAAUAGUCAAAAAAACGUACUUAGUGUAAUUACAAUAGCCUUUUUAUAAUUAAUAAUAAUAUUGUUAAAUUAUGAAUAAUGUAUUGAAUUGUUACCUAUUAAAUUAAGUUUAAUAAAAUUCUACUGUUAUUCA
Metopolophium dirhodum (rose-grain aphid) is the source of this 7414-nucleotide messenger RNA. It is a transcript of the gene didum, whose product is annotated as unconventional myosin-Va. The transcript is spliced from 33 exons. Lineage: Eukaryota; Metazoa; Arthropoda; Insecta; Hemiptera; Aphididae. The record is from RefSeq and is a predicted model, not a curated record. Gene Ontology annotation, biological process: actin filament organization; vesicle transport along actin filament. Gene Ontology annotation, molecular function: microfilament motor activity; actin filament binding; ATP binding. Bases 942 to 6398 code for a protein of 1818 amino acids. Gene Ontology annotation, cellular component: myosin complex; actin cytoskeleton; cytoplasm.